Messenger RNA from Penicillium egyptiacum, 555 nucleotides. The record is from the annotation of a GenBank genome assembly. NCBI's taxonomy places the organism in Eukaryota, Fungi, Ascomycota, Eurotiomycetes, Eurotiales, Aspergillaceae.
AUGCCUCGCGUGUUCUUUGUCACCGGAAGCUCAGCCGGUCUCGGGCAAGCUCUGGUAAAGGAGAUCCUGGAUAAAGGCGACUAUGUUAUUGCAACUGCUCGCAAACCCGAAGUUUUGAUUUUUGAGAAAGCUACUUCCACCAACUUCCUCGCCGCUCAACUCGACCUGCUAGAUUCCAAUAGUGUGCUGACCGCAUACCUCACCGGUGUAGCCAAGUUUGGUCGCAUUGACGUGGUCGUCAACAACGGGGGAUAUGGAUUGAGCGGCCCCUUUGAAGAUCUAACCGACGAGGAUAUCCAACGACAGAUGGAUGUCAAUUUCACCGGUGCACUUGUUUCGACUCGCACUGCCAUUAAGGUUAUGAGAGAACAGAGUCCUCCAGGAGGAAUUAUUCAGCAGAUCACCAGCAUCGGUGGUCGCAUCGGAUUUCCAUGGAUGUCCAUGUACAGUGCCUCAAAGUUUGCUCUCGAGGGCUUUACCGAAGCCGUGGCGCAAGAAAUGGAUCCGAAAUGGGGAAUCAAAUUUACUUGUGUUGAACCAGGUGGUUUCAGGUAG